AUGGCUGAUUGGUUCGAAAAUGGCAAGCAGAGCACGAUAACAGCAAUGAGCAAGUGGACAAGGGAAAUGCUACCGUGUUAUCCCAAAUCAAGAUAUGUACUGAAAAUAAAUAGGUACUCCUUGAAAAUAAGCCUUGGGAAACACGGUAUUAUUAUGGCCUGUCCUAUCCAGUCAUGCAAGCAAUAUUAUGCCCGUGGUUUACCGUUAUUCGGUGGUUCGGCCAUUCCUAGAGCUGGUUAAGGUUGAUGUGGACGUAUCAGUGCUGGUUCCGGGCGUGAUAAAGUAAUCGGUUUGGGCGGUUAUUGAUUUAUUGACUUCUUAUUGAAACGUCAACAUAACUCUGUUCAGUUGACAGACUAGAAUGGUUGGGACAUGUCUAUUUCGAUUUGAAAUAUCAUCAGUUCAUAUUAGUUUAU
Loa loa (African eye worm) is the source of this 416-nucleotide messenger RNA. RefSeq lists its product as hypothetical. Lineage: Eukaryota; Metazoa; Nematoda; Chromadorea; Rhabditida; Onchocercidae. Bases 1 to 240 code for a protein of 79 amino acids. The record is from RefSeq and is a predicted model, not a curated record. The transcript has 2 exons.